AUGGGCAUCGUACAAUAUCUCCAAGUCGUGCUGUUUGUAUUCGAUUUGACCCUCUCCACUGAGGCACAGAAAAAAGUAACUUGUCAAAACUUCAAGUUUGCUAUCGAUGACGAUGUCAUCCAUAACCAAAUUCUUGAGGGUCACGUGUUUGAAAGAUUGACAGUCCCAAACGCCAUCCAGUGUCACUUGAAGUGCAAAGAUGACUGCCUGUGUGCAUCCAUGAAUUAUUUCCCUCUGUCCAAAGAAAACAAUUGUGAGCUCAACGAAGCUAACAAAGACAUGGAGCCAGCGGCGAUUAAAUGGAGGCAAGGGGGAAAUUAUUAUGAUUUGGUGAGAAGCUACACGGUGAAGGUGAGAUAAGAUUAUUUAUCUCAUGUUUUACUCAUUUAUUCAUGAACUUCCGUAAACAAAAUAAAUAUCCCAAGAUGUUCAAGUUCGUAAAUAAAAUAAAUAUUUCCACAUGAUCAAGUAUUGCGGUACCCCUUAAAAAACAGGUCUGUUAUAUGUCAGUCUGGGCCAAAGACAAUUUUGUGCAUACCGUUUUGUCUGCGAUAUGAUUGGUCUAGACAAAACCAAAACAAAAUGAUUUGGCUAAAAGAGGAUUGGGUUCAUUGCCUUUCUCGAAAACUUUUUUCUUAACGGCCAUGCUGUAAUGCGAAGGGAACGGCAGAACAGAAGUAACAACAAAUUGCAUAAAGACAUCAUUGACUUAACCAUUACUGUAUUGCUGUAUUUCAAAUCUAAUUUUGAUGGACAUUUCAUCUCCAUUCUGGCACCCCGCUAUGUGUUGUAGGCACACGUACUUUGCUCGCACUGUUUGUUAUCGAUUCGAUCCGUUUCCGGUGAGAAUUGUUGAUGGUUGCUACAACGCACAUGCCAACCCAAUUCGAUGAGCAUGGUGAGCUAAAACAUCCUUUAAAUGCCGCUGUAGGGUGAGGACAAAUAUACACCAGAGAAGCAUCAUUGCAUCAACAGAUGCUGCCACAUCAAUCCUUGUCUCAAUGGAGGGGUAUGUCAGGAGAUUUGUGACACUCACAGCACCAGGUUUAACUGUACCUGUCCUAACACCUACUCUGGUCAGCGGUGUGAGAAGAUGAAACACCCGAGAAGCUGCAAAGACAUAGCUAAGAACGGUGCCUCGACAUCAGGAAAAUACGACAUCUUAAAUUCAGACAAUGAACGGUUUUCUGUUUACUGUGACUUGCAGUCUGAACAUGGCUUUGUAUGGACGUUAAUACAAUCGUUUUCCUUUUCCAAGAGAAAUACCUUCAAUUAUGCAGGGUUUGGCAAAAACCUUGAGAUUGAUAUUGAAGAGGGGGAAGUAAAUUGGAACGAGUUCCGACUAUCCUUAUCACAGAUGCAGUAUCUUGCUAAUCACUCCACACAUCUGAGAGCAACUUGUAACUUUUCUACGGAUGGCCUGCAGUAUACGGACUACGCACGCGCUAAGCUGGCAGGUCAUGACAUUUUUGGUACCUGGGACACCUGCCAGAUGUACGAAUAUGUCAAUAUCCGAGGAGUCUAUUGUUCUAAUUGCACUGCCCUCACAAAACAGCGGGAAGAUGCGUCCUGGCACAUAAGGAGUUACGCUAGCAUAAAUGUGGGAUGUGAAUUUGAUGGAAAAACAGGUGGAGUCUCCGGUGAAAAAAAUUUCGGAAAAUUUGAAAAAAAACACUUGAAUCCGGAUCACCGCUGCUCGUUUUCUCCUGCUUCUACAAAGCAGCAUUGGUUUGGAGCUAAAUAUGACGAGUAA
Messenger RNA from Pocillopora meandrina, 1753 nucleotides. The record is from the annotation of a GenBank genome assembly. NCBI's taxonomy places the organism in Eukaryota, Metazoa, Cnidaria, Anthozoa, Scleractinia, Pocilloporidae.